AUGACCACAAGCAGCAAAGGAUUGUUACGGACACUCUGGACCGAAUAUUGUUUGGGCAGCACCGUCUAUGCCACACGAUAUUUGGCUAAAGAGCGAUUGCGACUUGGCGAGCGAUUGUGGUGGUUCUUUUGGAUCACUAGUUCGAUUAUUGUCUGUUCCAUGUCCAUCAUCACCACAUAUCACAUGUAUAAUGAAAGCCCCGUGUUUAUAAGCUUCGCCCGGCAUCUGUUGCCAAAUUGGGCGAUUCCUUUCCCUGGCGUUACGAUUUGUCCUCUAGCAAAGAGCAGGGUGGAAUACUUCAAUAUAACAGAUGCAUACUACCGGUGGACCAAUGGUUCCGGUUUGAAGGAUAACGAGUUCGAAUUAGACGUGGGAGAAAGUACUGAAAAUGACCAACAAAAUUCUUGCAGAUAUAUGAACCUCCGAGUGCUAACGCAUGUCUGUCCCUAUGUGCCAUUCUGGUUCGUUGCCAAUGGUUCGCGAAAGGAGAAUUGCGCGGGAAUUCUGCGAAAGAUGUCCCUCUCAAUCGAAGAGAUGUUUGAUGUGUGCUUCUGGAAAGGAUCAAUUGUGCCGUGCAAUUCGAUAUUCUCGCUCACGCUUACAGACACCGGGGUUUGCUACACUUUCAACGCGAUUGCUGCAGAUCAAUUGUUUAAGAAGAAAAAUCUUCAGAAAGAGUAUAACUAUUCCACAGCCCAUCUAAACUCAGCGAAUUGGACCAUGGAAAGAGGUUACCGACACAAGAGUGACAUACACAGUUAUCCAUUCAGACCGCUAGGGAGUGGGUUCGAAUCGGGGUUGAUAGUGGGUUUGAACGCACGCACAAAGGAUGUAGAAUAUUUCUGUGAAAGUAUGCUAAGCGGAUUCAAGGUGUCAAUUCACUCACCGGACGAACUUCCCACUUUUGAAUACCAAUUUUAUAGGUUAUCCCACCUUGAAUCGCUCAUCUUGACGGUAAUCCCGGAGCUGACAUUCUCGUCCAGACGCCUUAGGAAAUAUCCUCCUGAAAUCCGUCAGUGCUACUUCAGCGGCGAACGACAGCUUCGCUACUUCAAGGUGUACAACCGCAACAACUGUCUAGCGGAGUGCAUUGGGAACCUAACGAUUCGGGAGUGUGGAUGCGUGAAAUUUUCAACGCCGAGAAGCUCGGAUGUUCGGGUGUGCGACGCCAGUGAGGUAGUAUGCUACACCAUGGCAGCCUACAAAGUUUUCACAGGUCUUCUGCAAAGCAAAUCCGACGGAGAAUGGGGAGAAGUUUGCGAUUGUCUGCCGGCCUGUGCAAACCUUCAGUACGACGUGGAGAUAUCGCAGAUGGCGUUCGAUUCCAGGGCAUUCAGUCGAGCUAUGAUUCAUAACACCAUGCUGCAUGAUGGUAUCGAUCGAUCGAUACUCUUCGUGGUGUUCAAGAACAAGUGGUCGCUCCCGUUGAAGCGUCACGAGCGGAUGGCGUUCUACGAUUUGCUGGCCAAAUUCGGUGGACUGUUUGGGCUGAUGAUGGGUGCCAGUUUUCUCAGUUUCGCAGAGCUUCUGUAUUUCUGCAUCAUUCGUCCUUGGAAAAUCAAACUUUCAGAGGACCGGCACGUUGCUCGUCGUGUGUAUCCUUGGAAACCGUGA
This is a messenger RNA of Toxorhynchites rutilus septentrionalis, 1614 nucleotides long. RefSeq names its product pickpocket protein 28-like. The coding region runs from base 1 to 1614 and encodes 537 amino acids. NCBI's taxonomy places the organism in Eukaryota, Metazoa, Arthropoda, Insecta, Diptera, Culicidae. The transcript has 4 exons. Gene Ontology annotation, cellular component: membrane. Gene Ontology annotation, molecular function: ligand-gated sodium channel activity. The record is from RefSeq and is a predicted model, not a curated record. Gene Ontology annotation, biological process: sodium ion transmembrane transport.